ACAGCAGCUGCUGCGCUGGAGGCAACUGGCGCGAUGUACCUCCGCAGGGCGGUCUCCAAGACCCUCGCGCUGCCUCUGAGGGCGCCCCCAGGACCCGCACCACUCCGGAAGGACGCAUCUCUUCGCUGGAUGUCAUCUAACAAAUUCCCUGGAACAUCUGGAUCAAAUAUGAUGUAUUAUCUGCUUGUAGGUGUCACAGUCAGUGCUGGUGGAUAUUAUACUUACAAGACAGUCAAAAGGCAAGCCAAACACAGCGAACAUACAGCAAACAUGAAAGAAAAAACCAAAGCAGAGUUACAUCCACCUCAAGGUGAAAAAGAGAACCUUGUGAGUGCCGAGGAAGCCAGUUCAGACGCCCCUGUGGUAUCUUUAGCGGAAGCACCAGUGGUAGAUGCUGAAGAUACUCCCCAGGCCACAGUGACAGCUAUUGAAGAGGCUUCCCCCUGUCCAGACAACAUGGAGGCUGCUCCUGCGGAGACCCUCGGUGCUGAAACUGGGCCAGAGGUGACAGAUGCGGCAGCGACGGUCGAAACCGCAGAGGUUGGCCCUGAAGUGACCUUAGAGGUUACAGGCACGCCCCUGGAUGAAGCUGUUGCCAUCGAUAGUGGUAAAGGUACAACAGAAAAUGAAACCCAUGGUGAAAAUGCUGAACUAGAAGAAAAUUCUCCAGUUGAGUCAGAAUCCUCUGCUGGGGGUGAUUUACAGGAAGAAGCUGGUGGUGCUUCUGAGGCUGCCUCACCUCUAGGCUGAUCUCAUGCUGAUUGACACUUCAGGAAAAAAAUGCCAUAGAGGGUCUGAUAGGUGUUUUCAUAGUUUUAGUAACCCUUUUUUUUUUUUUUUAAAGACUUAUUUUCUAGAAAACAUUCAGUGUUUGAUAUCUACUGAUGGAUUUCAGGAUUAAAAGUUUGAGAUUUAACAUGUCCAAAUGGUUUUCUACUCUCUGGAAUCAGAAUAUGAUAUGGAGUAAAGAGCUUAAAGAGUUUCAUCUGUGGAUUUAAAUUUUAUGUCAUAGGAAUUGAGCUAUCUAUACACUCUGCAAUCACUUUAAUUUUGCUAUAACUUUAUCCUUCUGUAAUGUAUGUAAAUCUAGAUUCUUGAGUUUUGAUUUGAACUGAUUCAAAUAAAUUUGGAAAAUCUUUA
Sus scrofa (pig) is the source of this 1140-nucleotide messenger RNA. It is a transcript of the gene MGARP, whose product is annotated as mitochondria localized glutamic acid rich protein. Gene Ontology annotation, cellular component: mitochondrial outer membrane; mitochondrion. The record is from RefSeq and is marked validated. Gene Ontology annotation, biological process: anterograde axonal transport. NCBI's taxonomy places the organism in Eukaryota, Metazoa, Chordata, Mammalia, Artiodactyla, Suidae.